Messenger RNA from Labeo rohita (rohu), 4775 nucleotides. Its product is annotated as protein FAM124A. The transcript has 5 exons. Bases 438 to 2039 code for a protein of 533 amino acids. The record is from RefSeq and is a predicted model, not a curated record. Lineage: Eukaryota; Metazoa; Chordata; Actinopteri; Cypriniformes; Cyprinidae.
CAUUCCACAGACUGAGUUCACAUUAUUUUCGUCUCAUGGUCUGAAAGUGCGUAAAUACUCGCUUUAACUGCGUUGUGCCACCUGGGAGCGGUAAACGCACCGCUAUUGAACUGAAUGAACGGCGGUGACGCACAAGCUUCACGAACAACCGGAUCAGACAGACUCUGCGUAUAUUGUCACUAUUCGCUGUGUCUGUCACCGUUACCGUUGUCGGUUGUCCAUCCAAGCUUUAAAAAAGUUUCGUCGUAUAAUUUUGUGCAGUGUACGUGGGCGUUAGUGCAGAAGAGAACACGGGAGGCAAUGUGAAGUCCCUGUCACUUUCACGAGAGAUGGAGAAUUCGGUUGAAGAUGAGUGCGCUGAUUCGGGAGCGGAGACCGGAGGCUUUGAACGAUGAAAAGAUGCAUCAUGGUUUGUUUAUAGGUCUGACUACAGUCUUAUGUCAUCAGCAAGCAGUGAUUUGUCCAUGGGGGACCUACAAGAUCCUUUCUUAGUUUCUAUCCACAUCAUCACUGACCCCGGUCAGGCCAAAACGCUCCAGCAAGCUGCUGAUCAGGUCCUCUCCUGGCUGCACCCUGAUCUCACCCUCUUUAGGGUGUCAGAACGGGCAGGUGGUCUCUCUCGAAAGCCCAAGGUCCGUCUGCAGCGUGUCACUGAACCUCCAUCGCACCAGCCAGCCUUGGCUGUAAUCCUGUUUCUACAGGAUGAAUAUGGAGGUGAAGAGAGUCUUGAACGUCUACACAGUCAACUGAGAUGCCCACCGUGGCGAUACCACCACACGGAGCGGGUGAACGGGCGAGGGCUUUUACCAUUUUCGCCAGCCAGCCAGGACUUUGUUACACUUGCACCGGGAACGCCGCUAUGGGCACUUCGCCAGGUGCACUAUGGCAAAGAAAUUGUGCGCUUUACAGUCUAUUGUCGCUCCGAGACCUACACCGAACAGGUGCGUCUGUACAGGCUACUCCUGCGCCGAAGGCUGGCCCAGAAGAAGGAGGAUUUCUGCUUCUGUGUGGUGUACUCUAACCCUGAAACAGAAAUCCAGCUGUCAUUCAAGCGGAUGCCCCGUGGCCAGAACCCCGUCCCCACUGAAAAUGCUGUGAUGGAGAUUCGAGUAAGGGAUGUCGGUGAACUUGUGCCAUUGCUGCCACGUCCCUGCACACCCAUCAGUGACGUCCGCUGGCAAACAAAUGAUUAUGACGGGAAUAAAAUAUUGCUACAGAUUCAAGGUUCGCGGUAUUACCGCAAACACACCAUUGCGAAGUUCUGUCACCUUCCUCCUGAUGAUCCUCCAGUUACCUGCCCUCCUCCUCCAGAGCCGCCCCCUCCACCUCCUCCACCAUACGGCCGCGGACCCGCCUCCUACCGAAAUCGCCGUUACCAUCGGAACUCAUCGCGUUCGCGGACCCAGACCCUUCCGUCUCCAGUCACACACACCUCCAGGGCGUCUCCGCCUACACUGUGCGAUCAGGAGAGAGUCCAGAGGGAUGUGGAGCUCUUACGGGCAGGAUGGACAGGCCACCGCACACAGUCCCUCUUUUCUCUGCCUACAGACGAGUCCCGCUCCUCGUGUGCCUCUCCGUCAAGCUUCCGUCCUCGCUGCUUCUCUUCCAUGGCUGCUCCAAUUUUCCGUGUCAAUGUCGAUACUCUAGUGGGAGCCGAAGAGACCGAUGUGGACACGGGACAGACCAUCAGCGGCAGCUCUGUGGACCUGUCGGUGGUCUCAGGUUAUUCCCAUCCACAGAUGAGGCCCCAUUUAAAAGCCCCAGCACCGCGACCAAAGUCUGCUCCUCCAACAGAUGGAGGUCUUGACUUUGCUGAUCUCACCUAUUAUAAUGCCUCCUCCAUAAGACAGACUCCUGUGCUGUAUAGAACACAGAGCAUCUCUGCAAAAUCCACACCUUGUGUAGUACACAAACCACAGCCAAAGAAUGUGAAGGAUGUGCUGCAGGACAAAGGACAGCAGAACGGCAAUGGCAUUGUGACAGUAGAUGACUGUAGUCAAGAAGGCACUGCGGAGGAAGAGCAAGAAUUUUAUAUCUGACACAUGCAGGACAAUCAUCUCAACAGGAUGCAUGCAGGCCUUUGGGUGAGAAGAGGGAAUUUUGAGGUCUUCUAUAAUUGUAAGCAGCUGAGUAUUUAAAUUUGGAAAACACUUAGAGAAGUUCACUUCCAGAAUGAACAUUUCCUGAUAAUUUACUCACCCCCAUGUCAUCCAAGAUGUUUAUGUCUUCAGUUGCAAUGAAAUUAAGGUUUUUGAGGAAAACAUUCUAGGAAUUUUCUCCAUAUAAUGGACUUCAGUGGUGGCCAGAGGGUUGAAGAUCCAAGUUGCAGUUUCAGUGCAGCUUCAAAGGGCUCUACACAAUCCCAGAUGAGGAAUAAGGGUCGUGAAACAAUUUUUCUUUUUUUUUUAAAUAAAUAAAAAUGUAUAUACUGUUUAAUCACAAAUGCUCUUCUUGCAUUAGCUCAACGUUCGCUUUGUAAACACUGGGUCGGUGCUUCCGCCUACAUCACACGUGAGGCUGAACUAGUGCAAGAUGAGCAUUCGUAUUUUUAAAAAUAUGUAGAUUGUUUUUAUAAAAUGAUAGAUCGUUUUGCUAGAAAAAUGAUCUAUCUAUUGACCCUUAAUCCUCGGCAAGGAUUGUGUAGAGCCCUUUGAAGCUGCAUUGAAACUGCAAUUUCAACCUUCAACCCGUUGGCCACCGGUAAAGAAGUUCACUUCCAAAGCAAAAAUUUACAGAUAAUUUACUCGGUCCCUUGCCAUCCAAGAUGUUUGUGUCUUUCUUUCUUCAGUCAUAAAGAAAUUAUGUUACUUGAGGAAAACAUUCCAAAAUUUUUCCCCAUAUAGUGGACUUCUAUGGCGUCCGCCAGUUUGAACUUCCAAAAUGCAGUUUUAAUGCAACUUCAAAGGGCUCUCAAUGAUCCCAGCUGAGGAAGAACGGUCUUAUCUAGCAAAAAGAAAAAUAAAAAAAUAAAUGUACAAUUUAUAUACUUUUGAACCUGAAAUGCUCGUCUUGUGUAGCUCUGCGAUGCAUAUGCGAACUCUGUGUAAUCCGGGUCAAAACAGUUAGGGUAUGUCGAAAAACUCCCAUCUCAUUUUCUCCUCCAACUUCAAAAUCGUCCUACAUCGCUUUUACCUUUUUUUGUAAAGGGUGUUUGACCCUCCUUGCACGUUCACUUUGCAAACACCGGGUCGGUACUUCUGCAGCAAUGUAGGAUGAUUUUUAAGUUGGAGGAGAAAAUUAGAUGGGAGUUUUUCAACCUACAGUAACUGUCUUGAACAGGAGUGCACACAGUACGCAUGUGCAAUGCAGAGCUAGACAAGAUGAGCAUUUGUGGUUAAAACAUGUACAAAUAUUAAUUUAUUUAAGAAAAUGACAGAUUGUUUCACUAGAUAAGACCCUUCUUCCUUGGAUGGGAUCGUUUUGAGCCCUUUGAAGCUGCACUGAAACUGCAUUUUGGAAGUUCAAACUAUAGAAGUCCACUAUAUGGAGAAAAAUGCUGGAAUGUUUUCCUCAAGAAACAAUUUCUUUACGACCGAAGAAAGAAAGACACAAACAUUUUGGAUGACAAGGGGGUGAGUACAUUAUCUGUAAAUUUUUGUUCUGGAAGUGAACUUCUCUUCCUCAAAAUCCUUUAUUUCUUUUUGAAUGAAAAAAAAGAAAGACAUGAACAUCAUGGAUGACAUGGGAGUGAGUAAAUUAUCCGGAAAUUUUCAUUUUGGAAGUGAACUUUUUCUUUAAAUUGAUCAUUCACCCCAAAAUGAAAAUUCUUUCAUUAUUUACUCACUCUCAUGUCACUCUUGUCACUCAUUCUAAACUCUGAAGACUCACCUGAAACACAAAUAAAGAUAUUUUAAUAAAACUUUAGAUGGUUCUGUCCCUUUAAAAAGGGUAACCAAAACUAAUUGCGUUUUAACAUGUCUUGUGAAGAGAUAUGAUCACUUUAAGUAAUGUGCAAAUUUAACUAGUCACUUGUUCACAUGUAAACACAUAUGGUAAACUCAAAUAUGCGCACACACAUGCACAUUGACUUUAUAUGGAGGGACAGAAACACAGGUCUACUUAAAAAUAUCAGAAUUUGUGUUGUGAAAUUUUACAGGUUUGUAAUGACAAGAGGGUAGAAUUUUUGGGUGACCAUUUUGUUUUUGUGUGGACUAUUAUUUAUGCUUUUGUUCUAUCGUAAAUUUGUUUUAUUAGCAAAAGGCCAUGCUUAAGAAUGUGCAUUCAUAAUGAAUGACUUUGAGGCUGAAUCAAACUGACUUGUAUUUGUUGUAUGUUGUGGUAUUCUGUAUUGUGUUAUAAUAGUUUUAUUAGCAAAAGACAUUUAUUGCUCAUGUCAGAAACUUAACGAAGAAGAAAACUCUGCCACCUAGUGGUUGAACAUGGCAACUACACAGGUGCUAGACACUUGUGCCAUGCCGCACAGAUCACUCAUUAAUUAUUAGAGAAAAUAUUGAAAUCUUUACAAUUUGUACAGUACUAUUUGUUGAAUGCAAUGCUUUACAUUAUCACACAUUUUAAAUUAUAUGUAAAUAUUUUGUUUUAAAUAUCUGUCAGUGACAGAUGUCAGUGCUUUAUGCAAAUUAUCAGUGAUUAUAUGGAUAGCCAAGAAAAUAAUCAAGGAACUCAUUAAUGUUUGUGUUUACAACUAUAAAAUUAUAUUGUUUUUCAGUUGAUUGUGUGAAGUAAUUGAUGUUGAUGUGUUGUUGUUGUAUUAAGGAGUUAGCAGCUGUUUCUUUGAGGGGAAAAAUAAAUAAAUAAUGAAUUGUGGGAACUCA